Metarhizium album ARSEF 1941 is the source of this 2274-nucleotide messenger RNA. Its product is annotated as Spa2-like protein. The record is from RefSeq and is a predicted model, not a curated record. Gene Ontology annotation, molecular function: MAP kinase scaffold activity. Lineage: Eukaryota; Fungi; Ascomycota; Sordariomycetes; Hypocreales; Clavicipitaceae. Gene Ontology annotation, cellular component: cell cortex of growing cell tip; actomyosin contractile ring. The transcript is spliced from 2 exons. The coding region runs from base 1 to 2274 and encodes 757 amino acids.
AUGAGCCCUCCUGGCCGCAAUGCGCCGCUGUCUCCUAUAUCUGUAGGUGGAAGCGAGUGGUCACCAUCAAAAUACUCUUCUCGCGAGGAAGGCGGUCCUUAUCCCAACGGUCGUGGUUACUUGUUAUCUCCCCCAAACUCGGGAGGUGGCUCCAUCGGAACCAUGAGUAUGAAUGGCUUCCCUUCGGCGCCCCGAAGUACAGGAGGUCCCUCACCGCCGCCAUCGGUUGGACGAUCGAGCACUGGCACGAAUCUCUUUGGAGGUAGCGAUGGAGGUGGCAAUAGUACGCGAGGCGGCGACCUGGAUGAAUCCGUCCUGAGCGAACAUUACAUGGCCUUGAGGGCCUUUCUGAAUGCCAGGGACAACAAUGCGAGACAACAACCCAACAAGGCACGCGACAAACUCUUACGCCUCUCCUCAGUUCAAUUUUUCGAACUCAGCACAGAUGUGUUCGACGAAUUGAUGCGUCGGCAAGCAAUGGCUAGGGCUGGUGGUCCUAAUGCGCCAAACGGUCCUCCGCAGUUCCUUUUGCCAGAAAAGACAUUCCACCCCAAGAGAAAUCAGGCUCGCCAGCGUCUCUCCUCGUUGGGCCCUCCGAGGUUUCGGGACCUUGCCGCCGACGUAUAUCAUGAGUUGGAGCGACGGUUCCCUUCCUUUGUCGCGCGAGAUAUCCCUCGAGGCGGCAGCUCCAUGUCGAUGCGCGGCGGGCCAAUGAGCCGAACCGGAGCCCCUGCCAAUGGGAUGUUUCCUCCUAGAGGCCAGAGUCGCAUGCGAAGGCCGUCAGACGCCAGCUCAAUUCGUGGACCGCCGUCUGCUCCAGACCUUUAUGGCAUCCCUCCGUCACCCAACUUGGCCGGCGGCGAAUAUGGACGGCCGACGCCGAAACAACUUAAUCAAAACAACACAAUUGUUCCCAACAAAAGCACCAUGUUGGAGGAAGAUGACGAAAGAGCGUCAACUUCAGAGGCGGAUAAGAAGCUUAUGGAGGACUACCAGACGCAAAUAAGGGAACUUCAGGAUAAAUUAGCUGACAUGGAGGAUGCCAUAAAGAAGAAAGAAGAUGAGAUGAAUAUCGCGCUAGACGGCGAACGCUCACGAGCUACGGCGACGCACUUGGAAAAGAAGGAGUGGGUAGAUCUCAGGCUCCAUCUUGAGAACAAGCUUGUCGAGGCCCAGGACCUGAACAAGUCAAUGAAGGACGAAUUGGACCGCAUGCGAGCCGAACAAGAAGAGGAGGCGUCUUCUGACUCAGUCUCCGCCCUGCAGCGAGAAAACGACGAACUGCGAGCGUUGUUGCGGCAGCAGGAGCAAGUCACCGAGCAAGUCCGCCGAGAAGCACACGACUUUCUCCAAGAGAUGAGAGUUCUUUCACAGCAAAGCGCUGCAACAUAUGACAAACAACUCGAAUUGGAAAAGGCAAACGAGGAAUUAGAACGCGAUGUGCGACACUGGAGAAAUCGCUAUGCUCGCUCCAAGACGAUGCAGGGCGGAAUGCGGGCUUCGACGCAAGGCCUGUCUCUGGAACACGAUGUUGGCAAACACGUACGGCACAAGGAAUUCAUUGCUGAAAAUGGUGUCAUCAAAGACGUCCUUGUUACCCAAUUCCAAAUCUCAAUCGACGAGCUGCUCCAAGCCGCACACAAUGACACUGCCGAGAAAGCUCUUGAGUCGAUGAACAGGGUUGUAGUCAGCGUGCGUCAAAUUACGAAAGCCUUGGACAAGUCCACGCCCCAUGACGACGACGUGCAGCGGCAGGGAAAGCUGAGGUCAAGAGUUGCAGCCACAGCCAACGCUUUGAUAACUGCCUGCAGAAACUUCGAGGCUGGAGCAGGACUGUCUCCAGUGUCCCUGUUGGACGCCUCUGCGUCUAACCUCACUGCGGCCGUUGUUGAGCUCCUUCGCCUCGUCAAGAUAAGAUGGACAUCUCCUGACGAGCUUGAGGAGGACGACGACGGGACUGUCACCCCCGUCGACUCUGGUAGUUUCUUCUCACCGCCACCAAGCACUAUGCAGACUUCGAACCAGAAGCAGCUACCGCCACCGCCACCUUUCCAGGGCCUUGGUGGUGUAGGAGCUCGGGCAAGUGCUGAAUCAUCAGCAUAUAGCCCGAUCAGCUCCCCGAGGGAGUCGGUUGAGCCAUUUCCUGUGAACGGAUUGAACGGCAUGGCAAAUGGUGGAGGUUACCUUGGGCUCGACGCGGGUCCCAAUGGAUAUCACGACAGUCGAGCCGAUGAUGUGCAGGUGCACUCGUACAACACAUAUGGUGGUUUGUGA